AUGCCUACUGCUGCCGAGGCUUUGGCUCUGCUGCAAAAUAUGGAACCUUGCGACUCAGAUGGAGGAGAAGAGUCCUUUCUCUUGCAAGAGAGUUUGGACUCUGACAUGUCUUCGAGUGACGAGAUGUCUUCCGGGUCCGAAAGUAGGCCUCCUCCAAAGAAGAAAGGUCGGAUGGAGACACAGACCAGACCAAAUGAUCCCAACUGUGAGACGGCUAAAGAUGGCACGGUAUGGGUUAAAGAAGAAGUGGGGAGGCCGCUCCCUCACAGCUACCUAGAGCCAUACACAUGUGAUGGAGAGCCAACAGAAGAAGUCCGAAGUACUGUAAAAACUCGCUUGCAGAGCUUCUGUUGUUUGGUGAGUUUGGACAUCCUUGACAUCAUAAGAAAGUGUACAACCGAGCAUGGCCGCCGGAAGGAAGCAGGUUGGGACAUGUCUGUCCAUGAAUUGAUGGCGUUCAUCUCCAUCCUUCUUUGGAGGGGCGUGCUCAGAAUUCCGUCGCUGGCUGAUGCAUGGUCAACAACACUAGGGUUCUCGCAAGUCAAAACCAUUAUGGCCCGAAACCGCUGCCAGGACAUCAUGAGACACCUAAGCUUUGAUGAAAAAGACACACGCCCUCAACGAGUAGAAACCGACAAGUUUGCUCUAGUCUCAAACGUUUGGCAGAUGUUUGUUGCUAACUGCAUCAAGUCCUACGACCCAGGCCAGUACAUCACUAUCGACAAGCAACUCUUUCCAACAAAGUCUCACUGUCCUUUCCUGCAGUACAUCGCUUCAAAGCCCGACAAGUUUGGAAUCAAGUUCUGGGUUGCAUAUGACUUGAAAUCCAAAUACAUGUGUAAUGCCAUGCCUUAUCUUGGCAAGGACCUCAGUCGUCCCUCUGAGGAGACACGUUCUGAGGAUGUAGCGAUGAAGCUGAUGGAACCAUUCAUGGACAAGGGCAGAACUGUUACAACUGACAACUACUUUACCUCAUUAUCACUUGCUCAACAACUGCUCAGCCGGAAAACUUCACUUGUUGGCACCAUAAACAAGACUCGUCGAGAGUUACCACCAUCAGCCAAACAAUUGGACUGCAAGAAAUUCACCACCCAGGUGUUUUCAACAACCGACACGACUCUCACAGUUUAUGCGCCCAAGCGGAGGAAGACCAUCUGCAUCCUCAGCACCAUGCAUAGCACAGUUGAAAUCAGGGAUAACCAUAAGAUGAAGCCAAACACGGUCACUGACUACAAUACCAUGAAGUGUGGCGUGGACGUUAUGGACCAGAAGGUUCGACAGUACACAGUGCGAGCAGCAACCCGGCGAUGGCCAGUUGCUGUGUUUUUUAACAUGAUAGACAUGGCAGCAAUGAAUGCUCACAUGCUUUAUCGAGCGUGCACUGGAGUGAAGGAGAGAAGGGUGGACUUCUUAGCAAAUCUUGCAAAGGAACUUGCUGAGCAGUUUAUGCAAGAAAAGAUGGUGGAGAAGGAGAAGCUACUUUGUCAACAACCUGCCACACCAUGCCCAUGGAAAAGGGCCAUGUGUCAGGUGACCAUUCGGUGCAAAAAGAAUCACGCAAAUUCACGUUGUGUACACUGCCAUAAGUAUACUUGCGGGAAAUGCAGACAGGAAACCAAGUGGCAGUGCCAGAAAUGUGCCGACAAGUCAGAUCAUUGAAAUGAUACACACACGCACACACUUGUCUAUUGUUUUCAUUGUUUUUUUAAUUCUAUUUUUUGUGUACUUUUUUAUUUUAUUUUAGGUUUAAUUGCUUUUUUAUCCUAUUGUAUUUGUUUCUGCAGGCUGAGAACUGCCAACAAAAUUUCACUGUGUGCACGCAUAAUGACAAUAAAGCAUUCCUAUUCUCAA
Molecule: messenger RNA, 1851 nt
Organism: Nothobranchius furzeri (turquoise killifish)
Lineage: Eukaryota; Metazoa; Chordata; Actinopteri; Cyprinodontiformes; Nothobranchiidae
Product: piggyBac transposable element-derived protein 4
Source: RefSeq, a predicted model, not a curated record